Halichondria panicea is the source of this 2466-nucleotide messenger RNA. RefSeq lists its product as uncharacterized. Bases 1 to 1941 code for a protein of 646 amino acids. Lineage: Eukaryota; Metazoa; Porifera; Demospongiae; Suberitida; Halichondriidae. The record is from RefSeq and is a predicted model, not a curated record. The transcript has a single exon.
AUGGAUUUCUUCUAUCUCCUAGUGUUAACACUCACUUCUCAUCUUAUGAUUGCUACUGCUAAUUCUGUACCAGUAGAAGCAAACACUGAAGCAGUGGAUAACAAUACUUGCUGGACAAAGAUACAAAUACCCUGUGAAACUUCAUCAACCACACAAACUGGUUUAAUAAAAGAUCUCAGCUCAGAGAAAUUCAUUAGUUCAACGGUUCUCAAAGAACAUGAUGUCAUGGAUUGUUAUCCUUGGAUGUUUCGUAAUCCCAGAAAUGGAAAAUGUGAAUGUAGUAACAUUCCAUAUCACUCUGUACUAUGUGAUGUUGAAAUCAGCAGGACAUCCAUUCUUGAUUGCUAUUGUAUGACUUACGAUAGUGAGAGCAAUGAAACUCAAUUAGGAAGAUGUGUGUAUGGUUGCGGACAUAAAACAGACACUGUCUUUUAUACACUUCCAAAUAACACAGACAAUCUUAAUACCUACUCUUGUGGAAGAAUGAACCGCGAUUCAACACUGUGUGGACAGUGUCUAUCAGGAUAUUCACCACUCUUGUACUCGUAUGAAAUGGAAUGCAUGAACUGUACGGGAGAGAACAUGACCUACAACUGGAUCAAGUACAUAGCAGUUGCUUACAUUCCUUUAACAUUCUUCUUUUUCUUCGUCGUAAUCUUUAAAUUCAAUGGAACUUCACCAAUGCUGAAAGGUUUCAUUAGUAUUUCCCAAGGACUUGUUUCACCUAUAGCUGCAAGAGCUUUUCUUUCUGUUACUUUAAGGAAAGCUUAUAUUAGAGCUUUAGAGGCCUUUUAUGGUAUCUGGAGUUUGGAUUUCUUUCGUGCUGUCAUUCCACCUAUUUGUGCGACGGACAUCAGUCAAAUACAAGUGUUUGCUUUGGACUAUGCUAUUGCCUUUUAUCCAUUGGUACUGGUUAUUCUGACUUACUUUCUCAUUAGUUUGCAUGGCCGUGAUGUACGUAUAGUUGUUUGGUUGUGGAGACCUUUUCAUAAGGUUUUCAGUUUAGUUAGUCAAAACUGGGAUAUGGAAGGGUCGAUUGUGAAUGCUUUUGCUACCUUCUUUUUACUCUCCUACUUAAAAUUUCUCAACACGACUAUUGAGUUAUUAGUAUUUACUAGAAUGUAUGUACUGGAAGCUAACAGCAAAGAUUAUGUUAUAAAGUAUGUCCUUUACUAUGAUGCCACAGUGGAAUUCUUUGGACAUAAACAUCUUCCGUACGCAAUAGUAGCUUUGUUUGUCGGAGUUUUCAUUGUAAUACUUCCUAUAGUGUUUCUGAUUGUAUAUCCAAUGAAAUGGUUUCAGAAAUUUCUCAAUGCUUUGAAAAUUCAGCGUCAACGUCUUGACAUGUUUGUCAACUGCUACCAAGGUUACUACAAGGAUGGAACGAAUGGUACCAGAGAUUAUCGAUGGUUUUCAGUGACUUACUUUUUUCUUCAGCUGAUUGUGUUUGUACUAUUUACGUUCUCGCAAAGUAUAUAUUGUUUUUCCAUCGGAGUGUUAUUCAUAAUUACCCUCAUAUUUAUGCAACUUUCGUUACGACCAUACAAGGAAGAAUUCAGAGUGUAUAACAUAACAGAUGCCUUCAUGCUACUGAUUUUUAGUGGAAUGUUCAUUAUGGCAACCGCGGGAGACGAAGCUGACAUCAAAGCUUCCUAUUUCAGUGCAUUUUCUUAUUUGAUUCUAGCACUCCUUGCAGUUGUCCCGAUAAUCUACUUUCUUGUAGUAACUAUUUGGUGGCUCCUGGUAAAGAAAAAACUCAAAACUUGGUGCGUUAGCAAACUUUGUAGCUUUCGUGCUCCGCCUGAAAUCCCACAAAUUGAGGAGUUUUUUUCAGAGAGUGAUAUUCCACACCAGUUAGAGAAUCCAUCAGAUUACUCAUCACCAAAUACCCCACUGAUUUCUGCCACUGGAAAAGAUGCAAAGUAUGGCUCAGUUGCUUGAAGUGUCAUUCCAGACGCAUAAUUGUAAUGCUAAAAAGCUGGCUUAGUAUAUAUAGAGUUUGCUGGCAGUAUAUCACAUACAUAGGACUGGUUACAUGCAGAAAGUUGUUGUGUACCUCUGUGACAUCUAAUUAUUUAUAGCUAAAUGUACCUUUCAGUUUGUACGUUUAUAUUAUUAUGAUUGUCCACCUAUAUACACUGUGCACUGACAUUUGUAUAUAAGUGUGGGUAUUUGUUGUAUAGUGCAUAUAAUUAUUGUGUGGGUGUAAAUCUAUUUAUCAAAAUAGAUAAUUACUCAUCUCUUUAUAUACAAUGACAUCACCUGAAUUUGUCAUUUGUGUUUGUGUAGUAGUUUCACUUUGAUAAUAGAUCUACACCCACACAAUAAUUAUAUCACAGAGGUACACAAUAAAAUUUCUGCAUGUAACCUAUGUAUGUGAAUUAAAGAAAACUAUAAUAUUAUACUGCCAGUAAACUCUAUAUAUACUAAGUCAGCUUUUUAGCAUUACAACCGUGGCUCUGGAAU